Molecule: messenger RNA, 933 nt
Organism: Papaver somniferum (opium poppy)
Lineage: Eukaryota; Viridiplantae; Streptophyta; Magnoliopsida; Ranunculales; Papaveraceae
Exons: 2
Coding region: 197-787 (196 amino acids)
Source: RefSeq, a predicted model, not a curated record
UCCACUUUUAAACUUAGAAUCUCUUCUACGUAAACAAUUCCUCUCUUUCUCUCUUUCUCCUGGGCACUUUCCUUUCUCUGCACCUUCUUAUUACAAACCCUAACAAUCAAACAGAGUAUUCAGCUCACGUCAUCUCACACAUUGAAGAUUUGGACUUCAUACAUCAAUUCUAAGAAUAAACUUCACAGAUUCAUCAAUGGGAGAUCAUUCUGAAUCUUAUCCAAGGGACAAUUAUGCAGAUAGACAACCGACAAGAACGACAUCAGAUUCGGCCUCAUAUUCAACAACAAGUGUUCAUGUAACAGCAUUAGAUGGUUUAGUAAAUGUAAAUUCGCUAUUCACAAUUGCAGUUUUUGUAGGUUUAUCAUUAACAACACCAGGUCAGCAUAGUUUAGAGAACAAAGAUAUUUGUGACGCUGGUAUUGACGUUGCUAAACGGCUCUUAGUUUUUGAAGUGGUUUCGUUUAGUUUCUUUCUCUUUUCUAGCUUAAUUGCUCAAGGAUUAAAACUUGCUAUCAAUCUUCUGAAUAGUAAAGAUGUCGAUGAAGCUUUACGUGCACACAUCAACAUAAAGGUCCUCAGGUUUGGAAUGUUGGGGUCAGCGGUUGGAUCCGUUAUGGGAUGUAUUUUUCUGAUGUUGUCAAUGGUGCAUGUUAUCGAGAUUAGGUUAGGAUUGUUGUCUUGUGGUAGUAAAGCUGCUGUUCGUGCUGUUGCAACAUUGACUACGUUGGUAUCAUCUGCACUUCUUGUCUACAUUACCACAGCUGUCUACGCUUUUACUCACUAAACCUUAAUGUAUUUGCAUACAGUUUAAUUUUAUGAAUCCCUGAAUUCCUUGUAGUGCUUUUAUGUAUAUUGAUCGAUGAGCUCAAUUGCCUGUAUUCUGCUAGAUAAUCUGUAUAUCAGUGGGAUUUUUCAUGGAACUAACGAGGA